This is a messenger RNA of Macadamia integrifolia, 734 nucleotides long. Its product is annotated as disease resistance protein RPV1-like. NCBI's taxonomy places the organism in Eukaryota, Viridiplantae, Streptophyta, Magnoliopsida, Proteales, Proteaceae. The record is from RefSeq and is a predicted model, not a curated record. The transcript is spliced from 3 exons. Gene Ontology annotation, biological process: defense response. The coding region runs from base 185 to 661 and encodes 158 amino acids.
AGCCAAUAUUUGUGUAGGAAGGUUGUAGAUGUAUUGCAGGGGAGAGGGUCGGGCGUGUGUGAAUGCACAACAUUCCUAUUAAUGCUUUUUAUGUUAUUAGGGAACAAUAAAAGUUGAAGGCCUUACUCUAAACUUACCUGAAAUUAAAGCAGCAAAUCAUAUCAAUAUUAAAGCCUUUGCAAAGAUGCAGAGGCUAAGACUUCUCCAAAUCAAUCAUGUGCACAUUUCUGGAAACUGCAAACAUUUUUCGAAGGAGUUGAGAUGGCUAUGUUGGUACAGUUUCCCUUUGAACUCCAUUCCUACUAACUUUCAUCUUGAGAACCUUGUUAUACUUGAGUUGCAAUAUAGCAACAUCAAAUAUCUUUGGAAGGGAAUUAAGUUGCUGAAGAAACUGAAAGCUCUGAAUCUCGGUCAUUCCCAUGGCCUAACUCAAAUUUCUGACUUGUCUGGACUCACCACGGUUGAGAAAUUGGUAUUUGAAGAUUGUAGAAGUUUGGUCGGCAUUCACCAUUCUGUUGGACAACUAGAGAGACUUGUUUUUUUAAGUUUCAAAGACUGUGAAAACCUGAGGAAUCUACCAAACAGCAUAUUUCCUAGUGAGAUUGGGAGUAUGUGCUCAUUGCAACUAGUAUCUGUCGCCUUUCUCAACUUAAGUCGCUAGAGUUGCAAAAUUGCACAAGGCUUCAAUUUCUUCCAGAACUGCCAUCAAGUUUAAAGUUCUUAGUGGCAGGUCA